This is a messenger RNA of Sorghum bicolor (sorghum), 536 nucleotides long. RefSeq lists its product as uncharacterized. The record is from RefSeq and is a predicted model, not a curated record. The transcript has 2 exons. Lineage: Eukaryota; Viridiplantae; Streptophyta; Magnoliopsida; Poales; Poaceae. The coding region runs from base 207 to 533 and encodes 108 amino acids.
ACAAAACGUAAUGAAUAUAAACUCACUGCAUUAUAUAUAUAGCUGUGUAAACAGGUCGAUCAAUGGAGAGUACAUGAACCAAGAAUCCAAGAUGCACACACUCCCAACCGGGCGACUCGCGUACGUCAGCCGAUCAAAACACACCCAACACGAAAAUACUGGCAACAACAAUCAAGUAAAAGAAGCGAUGAACUGAACUGAUAUAUAUGUAUGUAUCACUCCGAUCCGGGUCCAGGACUCCGGGGGGGGGCGGCAACCCAGCUCAGCUGAAGAGGUACCCAACGGCGGCCACGGCGAAAGCAGCGAGCGCCGGGGCGGUCACGGCGGCGGCGGCGGCGGUGCUGGGGCUGGCGGGGCCGGGAGCCGGCGCCGCCUCGGACGCGGUGGCGACGCCGACGAGCGACGAGGCCACGGCGGCGGCGGUGGCAGCCGCGGCGAGGAUCCUGAGCCUGAGGGUGGCCGCCAUCUUCUCGCUAGCUGCUAGCUUCUCGAUCGAGAGGUGGAAGGGGAGGAGAGGAGGAGCAGGAAGCUAGCGA